GAAAAAAUUAAUUGCAUAAUAGAUUUGCAUUCAAUUUAUAGUCAAUUGUAUUCAAUGUUUACACAAUUAAAGAUGAGAAGUAGUUUUGCGGACACUUUGGCCUCACAUAUGGUUUAAUUGUAUUGUAAUUAACGGAUGAAUCGAUUGGACAACUGAUGGCGAAUGGCAUUCAAACGGAUAGCGAUGUCUCAUGUCGUCAGUUGUUUCCUCCAAGAGUUGGUCACCGAUUGAAGUGAAGUCAAAGACAAUGAGAUCUGCAAUCGUAUCGAUUUAAUCACAUUUAAAGACAUAAACCAAAUAUAACACAAAUAACAGUAGUAUUUGUGACUCAAACCAUUGGCACAAUUAUUGACAGCAUAUACUCUAACGAUUGAAUUGGAUUUCUAUUGAAACAAUCGGUGAAAAACUUGUGAUAAACUAAUUGUCAAACAAAUCAGUCAUUUAAUGGCGUUAACAGCGAGACAGGUGUUGACACUAUUGGGCAGUUGUCUCCUUCAUCUGAUGGUUGGCUCUUGGAAUACGUUUGGAAACCUAAACACUUAUCUGACAUCAUAUUUACGACAAAACGGCUCAAAAGAGGCCAACUAUGGCCAGAGUGUAUGGUAUACACCGGUCGCUGUGACCGCCUUCACGUCGUUUACCAUAAUUAGCGGUUUAAUUGUCAACAGAAUCGGCACAAGAAUCACAUGUCUGUUGGCUUCACUAAUCUAUUGUGGUUCAGUAGCGCUGACAUCGAUUACUGUGAAGAAGUCAUUUCUAAUGGUUUUGAUGAGCUAUGGAUUUAUGCCAAAUAUGGCCAACGGAUUGCUGUACUCAUCAGUGAUUGUCAAUUGCAUCAAAUGGUUCCCCAAUAAUAAAGGUCUGGUGACAGGCAUUUGCCUAACAUUUGACUACAAAGACUCGCAUCCAAUGCAAUUGGUUGAAACCGAUGCCAACGAUAACCCUAUGAGUACAUCGAUGGUUAAUACGGCGAUUGUUUCCGAAGACAAUGAGGUUCUUGUGGUGACACCGUCUACUUCGCCACACCAUUACUCUGUCGGACAAAAUCAUUAUACUAUUCGGCGCGCUAUAAGAACCCGAUUCUUCUGGAUGUUAUGCUAUAUCAAUGACGACCACUAUUUAGCGGUUGUCCUCUCACUCUCCUAUAUUAUCAAUGGAAUCGGAGGUGUCUUUUGGGGCAAAGUGUUGGAUGUCUUGAAAUUCAGAGAUACAAUUAUAGCGAUUAACUCGAUUACAGCGAUUUGUACUUUUUCGCUCAUAAUAUCGAGUUAUGUGUACCAAAAAUUACUGUUUGUAAUUUGGGAUUUUGUCCUCUUCUUCACAAUGGUUGGCGUUUUUGCCGCGUAUUUGCCAGAAGUCGUCCGUAAGUUUGGCGACAGGAAUGCUAUCGCUAUCUAUGGGAUCGUACACACAGGCCCUGUAUUCGUGAGUUUAGCUCUGAGUCCAGUCCUAGAAUUAUGUCUUAACAGUUUUGGUUGGUUUCCAACCUUCUGUACUGUCGGCGCGUUUAAUACCUUAGGUAUGAUUAUUAUAAUGGUUUCGUAUUCGCGACUAAAAUAAUAUUUAAAGCGAUUAUAUGCCAAAAGAAUUCAAUAACCCGUUGAUUAACAUAUAUUUUUGCAUAUUAUAUACUCUAUAUUUAUAUUAAGUUAUGUUUUUAU
Messenger RNA from Medioppia subpectinata, 1661 nucleotides. The record is from the annotation of a GenBank genome assembly. NCBI's taxonomy places the organism in Eukaryota, Metazoa, Arthropoda, Arachnida, Sarcoptiformes, Oppiidae.